This is a messenger RNA of Xylona heveae TC161, 1143 nucleotides long. Its product is annotated as S-adenosyl-L-methionine-dependent methyltransferase. The record is from RefSeq and is a predicted model, not a curated record. Gene Ontology annotation, biological process: mitochondrial respiratory chain complex I assembly. NCBI's taxonomy places the organism in Eukaryota, Fungi, Ascomycota, Xylonomycetes, Xylonales, Xylonaceae. The coding region runs from base 64 to 1143 and encodes 359 amino acids. Gene Ontology annotation, molecular function: S-adenosylmethionine-dependent methyltransferase activity. The transcript is spliced from 2 exons. Gene Ontology annotation, cellular component: mitochondrion.
ACUAUCGCGCCUUUUUCUCAAUCAAUUUUGCCCAUUGCUGGGCAGGCAGCCUUGUUACCCGCGAUGAAGUCCGUUCCCCGCAUCUCCGCAUUAUCGUUGACUGCUUCCCGCCAUACUAUAUCGACACGAGCAGGGCAUUCAAUUUUCUGUCGGUAUUACGCUGUUCAAGCCCCUGGUGCUCCAACUCUCGAAAUAUUCAACAAGCAUGCAAAAUACCUCCAGAAAGAACGCGCAGCGUCCAACGCUGAAGCUAGCCGAAGGGUAGACUACCUCCGAGAUGAGGUUGCAACGAGGUUAUGUGAGCGAUUACUUUUCAUUAACAGAUCGCUCCCUCAUGUCCUCGACCUUGGUGCCAAUGCAUGCCAUAUUUCACGGAUCUUGACCCUUUCCAAUCUAGAUCCAGAUCCUUCCUUGCCUCCAGCUCCGCCGCUGUGUAAUCGAAUCGAGAAACUUACUGCUGCGGAUGCGUCUCCAACGAUGCUCUACCGCGAUGCAUCUCUGCCUUAUAACAAUGACUUGAACAUUCAUCGGGAGGUUCUUAAUGACCCAGAGCAUCUCCCCUGGGAACCGAACACUUUCGAUGCUGUGCUUAGCAGUCUCUCACUGCAUUGGAUCAACGAUCUGCCAAGCGUCCUUGCGCAGGUAGAAUCGAUACUCAAGCCAGAUGGCCCGUUCUUGGCUGCUAUGCUAGGCGGAGACUCACUUUACGAGCUACGUACCUCUUUGCAAUUAGCUGAGAUGGAGCGACGGGGCGGUGUAAGCCCACGCGUCUCACCCCUUGCUGAUGUGCGGGAUGUUGGAGGCUUACUGCAGCGGGCUCGCUUCAAGCUGUUGACUGUAGACGUGGAUGAUAUUAUUGUGGAUUAUCCGGAUUCAUUUGCGUUAAUGACAGAUCUGCAAGCCAUGGGUGAAAGUAAUGCCGUACUGGGAAGGGAGCCAGGUCCAAUUCCACGAGACGUCCUGCUGGCAGCCGAACCAAUCUAUCGGGAACUGCAUGGGAAUGAAGACGGGACGCUACCGGCGACCUUCCGGCUCAUUUAUAUGAUCGGAUGGAAGGAAGGACCGGGCCAAAAAGGGCCUUUGGAGAGGGGAAGUGGACAAACGAACAUGAAAGAUAUCCUAGAAGGCAAUGAUAAGAAAUAG